Acinonyx jubatus (cheetah) is the source of this 4103-nucleotide messenger RNA. RefSeq names its product sterol O-acyltransferase 1 (gene SOAT1). The transcript is spliced from 14 exons. Gene Ontology annotation, molecular function: cholesterol binding; fatty-acyl-CoA binding; cholesterol O-acyltransferase activity. Gene Ontology annotation, biological process: cholesterol metabolic process; cholesterol efflux; cholesterol homeostasis. The coding region runs from base 954 to 2408 and encodes 484 amino acids. Lineage: Eukaryota; Metazoa; Chordata; Mammalia; Carnivora; Felidae. Gene Ontology annotation, cellular component: endoplasmic reticulum membrane. The record is from RefSeq and is a predicted model, not a curated record.
CUAUCAGAAAUGACACUUGAUCAGCAUCUGCGCCCCUGUUGGGGCACGAUAGAAAGAACAAUACAGUUGCAAAAUUGUAGAGCUAGAUUGUAAAGCAUUUGCUUCUCUGCCUUCAUGCCCUGUUUGGAAAGCUCCUUCCACUUGAAACUUUCUUUAACUUCCUGUUUCACCAGUCAGAAUACUGUCUGUCCUUGAAGUUGUAGUUCCUGUUGCCGCUUCCACAGUUUUCUAAGUACCAGCUUGAAACGAUGUCCUCCCUCCUUUAUACUUUAUACUUUACACCUAGUGUGUACCCUGAGUCUAUACUCUGCCUUUAUUACACAGUGCUUUCUAAAUGAAAUCACUAAAAUUCUUUUGGUGAACUUUUGGUGAUUUGACUUAGGAAUGUUUUUAUUGGCAAUUUGAUAUCUAAAGAGAUAGAACAUCUUGCAUUGUUUAUUAAUUGGAAUGCUUUUGAGGGAGAUGUAUUAGGAAUGCAGUGCUGAUCUGAAGUUGAAGAUGAUGUAUAGAGUUUGGAGACAAAAGAUAGGAAGCUAUUGUGAUACUUUAGUAUUACUGAGUAAAUAGGCAGGGAGGAGAAGGGAACUACAUUUAGAUGUCUUGUUAUGGGCCACAGCUUGUACUAGGUGUUUUACGUUUUACGUACAUAAUUUCAUUAAAUUACCCCACUUACAAGCGCGAUUUCUUAACUGCUUAUAUUUUGUUGUUUUGUUUUGUGACUUCAUAUUUACUAAUGUGAAAUGACCAUUGAGGUGACAGAUAUGUGAAUAUUGUUUGGAGCCGUAAAAUUGACUUCUUUUCUCUUAUGGGCUUUUAGAAAUAAUUUUUAAAACAAACGAAAAUCAAGAAUCUUUGUAGUUAUUUGUAAUUUGGAGUCCUGCUCUAACCCAUUUGGUCACUCAACUACAUUGGACCAUCUUCCCCUAAUCUUUAAGGAAUUGAAGCCAUUUUUUAUGAAGGAAGUUGGCAGUCACUUUGAUGAUUUUGUGAACAAUCUCAUUGAGAAAUCAACAUCAUUAGACAGUGGGGGGUGUGCCAUCACGAGCUUUUCUGUUCUUGAAGGAGAUAAAAACCAUAGAGCUAAAGAUCUCAGAGCACCUCCAGAACAUGGAAAGAUUUUUGUUGUAAGGCGGUCUCUCUUAGACGAGCUGUUUGAGGUGGACCACAUCAGAACAAUAUAUCACAUGUUUAUUGCCCUGCUCAUUCUCUUUAUCCUCAGCACACUCGUAGUAGAUUACAUUGAUGAAGGAAGGCUGGUGCUUGAGUUCAAUCUCAUGUCUUACGCUUUUGGCAAAUUUCCUAUUGCCAUGUGGACGUGGUGGACCAUGUUCUUGAGUACACUUUCAAUUCCCUAUUUCCUCUUUCAACAUUGGGCCAGAGGCUACAGCCGGAGUUCUCACCCAGUGGUCCAUUGUCUCAUCCAUGGCUUCCUUUUCAUGGUCUUCCUGAUAGGAGUUCUAGGUUUGGGACCAACAUAUGUUGCAUUAGCUUACACGCUCCCACCAGCUUCCCGGAGCAUUGUCAUACUUGAACAGAUUCGUUUCAUAAUGAAGGCCUAUUCAUUUGUCAGAGAGAAUGUGCCUCGGGUACUAAAUUCAGCUAAGGAGAAAUCAAAGAUUGUUCCAGUACCCACAGUCAACCAGUAUCUGUACUUCCUGUUUGCUCCUACCCUCAUCUACCGUGACAACUAUCCCAGGACUCCCACUGUAAGAUGGGGUUAUGUCGCUAUGCAGUUUUUACAGGUUUUUGGUUGCCUUUUUUAUAUGUACUACAUCUUUGAAAGGCUCUGCACCCCCUUGUUUCGGAAUAUCAAACAGGAGCCCUUCAGCGCUCGCGUUCUGGUCCUAUGUGUAUUUAAUUCCAUCUUGCCAGGUGUGCUGAUACUGUUCCUUAUGUUUUUUGCCUUUUUGCACUGCUGGCUCAAUGCCUUUGCUGAGAUGUUAUGCUUCGGUGACAGGAUGUUUUAUAGGGAUUGGUGGAACUCUACAUCAUACUCUAACUAUUACAGGACCUGGAAUGUGGUAGUUCAUGACUGGCUAUAUUACUAUGCUUACAAGGACUUUCUUUGGUUUUUCACGAAGAGAUUCAAAUGGGCUGCCAUGUUAGCUGUCUUUGCUGUGUCUGCUGUAGUGCAUGAAUAUGCCUUGGCUGUUUGCUUGAACUUUUUCUAUCCAGUGCUUUUCGUGCUCUUCAUGUUCUUUGGAAUGGCUUUCAACUUCAUUGUCAAUGACAGUCGGAAAAGGCCAUUUUGGAAUGUUAUGGUGUGGACUUCUCUUUUCGCGGGCAACGGAGUCAUCCUGUGCUUUUAUUCCCAAGAGUGGUAUGCACGUCAGCACUGUCCUCUGAAAAAUCCCACAUUUCUGGAUUAUAUCCGUCCGCGUUCCUGGACUUGUCGGUACGUGUUUUAGAAGCUUGGACUCCCGUUUCAUUCCUUGACACUGAAGAUGGGAUUUCUGCCUGAUUUGGGGCCAGCAUCUGUUUCCAGCUGUUACUGAAGUUAUCUGUGCUAUUUGGACCACUCCAGGCUUUACAGAUGGCUUGCUCCAUUCCUAGGUCAGCUGAGAUGUUGGAAGUUUACUGGAAUCUUGUGCACUUGAAGCAGUACUUUUUUUUUUUUCCCCUACCUUUUUGGGAGAAGGGAGACUUAUAGCUGACAUAAUGACAGAUUUUUGCUGGCUUUUCGUUUUUUGACUCCAUCUAAACAUCAUGACUAAACAUGUUUUCUUGGCCACUGAAUUAGCCAAAACACGAAGAAAUCAUUUAAAUAUUUUAGGCUUAGAAAUUUUUUCAUGCACACUGUUGGAAUGUAUGCUAAUUAACUGUGUACUUGGGAAAGAAAAAAUAAUGUGGAACAUUUUGCUGUUUUUAGUAGAGGGGAAAUAACUAGUUUCCAAAGAUAAUCUUGUUAUACAUCUUAAUUGUUUUUUUUUUUUUUUUUUGGAAAGAAGUACAGUUCUAUUCAGUUUUUGCCUUGUUUCUCUAUAAGGUGUAGGUCAUAAUUUCUGUGAAGCAAAAUUACGCCGUUCAUUUUGAAUUCCUGAGUUUACAUCCGAAAUAUUAUAAACUGAGGGGGACAGAAGUAGGAAGGGAAAAAGAAAGAAGUGACACAGGACAAAGAAAAACGCUUCCUUGUACAGUUUCCAAAGCAAUUUUUAAAGACUUGCUGAAUCAAUCAUGUGUUUAAAUUAUUUUAUCAUGGAAUUUAUGUGGAAGGUAACUGCUUUGUUUAAACUUUAAGGUAAUAACUUUUUGGAAGUUAUUUAGAAGUACCCUUUGGUAUACUUAUUGUUUAAUAAAUACUGACUUGAAACAUUUUGCACACUAAUAAGUCUGUGACAUAUAAGUAUUAAUCACCUCCAUUAAUAUUAAAGUGAUUUUUAAAGAUCCAGAAGCUGGCUUCUGCAUUGCUCAAUUAUGGCAUUUUUAAUGGUAGUAUGCUUUAGGUGAAACAAAUUAAUAUGUGAUCAUUUUGAAGAAAAGGUACUCUAUUAUAUGUGAUGUUUCCAUGUUAUAAGAUGCCCAUUGCUGAUAAAGUGUGGUGUGCAGGAAUUGUUUUGUUCGUACGUAUGAGGUGUGAUUAUGUUUGUAAAGACCAAGCAUUGAACGGGAUAUCCGCGACCAUGUAGUUGAAGUUUCCACUCAGUGAAGUGAGACCGAAGAAUUACUCAAAAGAGGAUUCUUACUUGGAGUAGCCACCUUGAGAAGUUAUCUUGGUAUUAUAACAGCCCUACUUCCAUCCAAAAAGUUUUGGGACAUCUUUUUGGAAUUGUUUUAAAGUCUGUUUGAGUCUCAUAAGAAGGUAAAUAGACUUUGUUAGUAAACACACCUGAAUUUGUACCACAAGUAUCCAGCCUCAUUACCAAUUUUAUUCCAAUACCUUUGAUCCAUAUGAGUUCAGGCCAUUCCCAAACACCAAAUCCAGCUUUUUAACAGACAAAAGUGCAUGUGAAAAGAGGUUAUUUUUUAAAAAGUAACUCCCAUGUUCCCAAGCGGUAAUUGUCUAUACAGUGGUCUGGUAAUUGUAAUGGAGCCAUAACCUCCACAGAUUGCUUUAAUAUAGCUUGUACUUUCUGGCAUUUUUAUUAAAAAUUAAAAUGAGUCAA